AUGGACAAUAAGGUGGAUGUCUCAGAAGUAGAAAAUAUUUCAAUGAUCGGAUCGUCUGAAAUUUUUUAUCUGCCUGAAGUUGCAGAGAUAUCAGAGGUGUUAGAUUCUACUGGCCUUAGUCCACUGACAUCUUCUUUAGAUCAUACUUUAACUCUUCAAGAGGAUAAAUUUCUUUCAUAUUGUAGGACUGAAGCAAAUAGUUCUACAUCAGAUUAUGCCAUUCCACUUCCACCACCACCUGGUUUAAAUGAUUUCACAGAUGUUGGUGCAGAUCCUAUUGGUGAUAAUGGACCUGGUAUAGAGCAUGGUCCAUUUUUACCUCCUGGGACUCCAGCUUUAAAUAAUUUGUUUUCAGAAGGUGGAGAUUCUCAAGAUGAUUCACCAAUGGAGGAUGUAAUUUUACGUGCUGGAGUAUGUGGUCUUCGUAAUCUUGGUAAUACUUGCUUUAUGGCUGCUGGUUUGCAAUGUUUAACCGCAACACCACCCGUCCUGCGACAUUUUUUGGAUUUACAGCAAAGGGGGGAGAAACUACCUCCACCUGGAUCAUUAAUGGCGCAUUUUAGUGCACUCCUUGGCAAAAUGUGGUCUGGUAAAUACAGUGUCCUUAGGCCUACUGAAUUCAAGCAAACUUUAGGGACAUAUCAUUCACAAUUUAAAGAUUAUAGACAGCAUGAUUGUCAAGAAUUUCUCGCGCUUUUGUUGGAUUCUUUGCAUGAGCAAAUGAAUACAGCAAAGUGUACAAAAAAUUGUCAAACUCCAUCAUCUACAACCACUGCCAACUCGAUUAAUCCAGUUGAGAAUUCAAAUGGAAAAGCCAUGUCUCCAGUUACUGCCACUGGUAAUUCAAAUUGUAAUACAGAUUUGUUGGAAAUGUAUGAUUGUAUACCAUCACCAGAAUGUCCAAACAGUCCUAAUGUUACAAUGGCAGGUUCACCAAGAGAUUUAGGUUCACCAAUAGGUGAAUUAGAUAGUAUUGCGAAUUCACCACGAGGAUCGCCUCUGAACGAUGGUGAUGAUGAUGAAGAAACACUCGAUUCUGAUGAAACUGUUGAAGCAAAAUCCAAUACCUUUAUUCACAAUAAGGUCGAUCUAAAGGAAAAUGAAGUUACGCCUUCAUUAAGGCUAGACACACUAAUUGAACUGUCAAAAAAUGUUCCAAAGUAUCAUGGUCUUUAUGAUAUUCAUAAACAAGCGAAAACUAGCAAUGCAAACUUCUUAGUAACACAACAAGAAUGUAACAACGAGAUUCACUAUGAUUCCCAAAAGUUUCCGAAAGAAAAUGUUCGUAGAAUGCCUCUAGAUAAUUCAAACCUUAUGGAAAAUCAUGAUUUCGACAAUAAAAGUGUCAGUGUUAAAAGAAUAAAAGAAGUCAACGUACAAAAAGUCAAUUGCGGUAUAGACUAUGCAUCAAGCGGUUCUGAUAUAGAGUACGAUAAUGGUUUAGAAAAGUGUAAUGUAAAACGUAUGAGGCUUGAUGAUCAAGAGAAGAAUCACAAGCGUGAUGGCCAGGGAAGCAUUAGUUCUCAAUGCGCACGAGUUUCACAAAGUUAUGGUAAUGGUGCUAUAGAGGCACAAGAUGAGAUGGAGGCUGACAAACAUUGGGCAAAGCACUUAAAGUCUAAUAGAAGUAUUAUCGUCGAUACUUUCCAGGGACAGUUUAAAAGCAAGGUUGUUUGUGCAGUAUGUAAUCAUGUUUCUGUUACGUACGAGCCUUUUAUGUAUUUAUCAGUGCCGCUACCUCAUGCAAUGGAAAGGCAACUAAAUGUUACAUAUGUUCCUGCAAAUGGUGAUCAACCCAUAAGGUGUGUUGUUUCAUUAAACAAACAGUCACGCAUUGGAAAGUUGAAGGAAGAGCUAUUAAAAACACUUGGCAAAGAAAACAUUGCUGUAGCGAACAUUGCACUUGCUGAAGUUUUAGAAAACCAUAUAUCGAAGAUUCUGGAUGACAAUACACUUUUGAGACACAUCAAUGAUACGAAUCGAUCUAUAUACGCCUUUGAACUCAUGGAACCUCCUGAUGCGUAUACUUCAAUGCCAGAUGGUGGUGGAGAUCGUGUAUCCGAGGCUGAUUCCUGUCAAAAGUGUACGGUUACGGCAGAGGAAAUUCCAUGUACAAUUUGUCUCGAGGAAUUGGACGGAGAUUUGAAGAGGCACAGGGGGAAUAGCUGCAACUUCGUUAUGUGUGAUAUUUGCAUUGAGAAUUACUUCAAGAAUCAAACGGAACCGCAAAUGUGUCCAAUGUGUUCAACCUACAUAACAGCGUCGUCUUUUGUUAAAAUAGAUCAAACAGGCAGACCGAGGCCUGCGGUUAGAAUCUUAAAUGUACCAUUGGUUCUACGGCAUGAUACGACGAAUGAAACGACGAACAAUCGUAAAGGAACAAAGCUUUUUGGUUAUCCACAUUUAGUAAGAUUACCUUCAAGAGUAAACGCUAAAGACUUGCAUGACAUUGUGAGACGGAAUGUACCGCAGGAAGGAAAUUACACGCUUCAUUUUGUUACGGGACAGGGCCACCAUUGUUCUCGUUGCAUCUAUACUACACACUGUACAGGUUGCAGCGUACCCGAAACGGGUAUGGUAAUCUUGUAUAAUGGCGAUACUUUAGCUGUGCGUUACACGGAGCAUGUUCCUAAGAUUGCAUCUCCAAUUGAUCAUGUCAGUGUUAGCAAACAGAGGCCUCAUCAUCCUUUGUCUUUAUAUGACUGUCUUCAGGCAUUUAGUCAGAGUGAAACAUUAGACGAACACAAUCCUUGGUUUUGUCCAAAGUGUGAACGAAAUCGGUGCGCUACGAAAACACUCACGGUUCACAGAUAUCCCAAGUUCCUCAUAGUGUACUUGAAACGAUUUGUAUUUUACGAGUGCACUAGUAUGAAGUUAGACGAUAAAGUUACAUUCCCUUUGGUCGGUCUAAGCGUGGGUCAACACCUGUACGAUCUUUAUGCCUGUGUUUGUCAUUUUGGAGGGGUAUCAGCUGGGCACUACACAGCAUACGCUAAAAAUCCUCGCACCGAUAUGUGGUAUUACUACAAUGAUGAAAUUACAAGCAGACAGAAACCUCAGGAGGAAGACUUUAGCAACGCUUACAUACUUUUUUACAGUCGGCAAGGGACCAAUUUAAAAUCGUGCAAUAUAUAACCAGUGCUGGAACAAAGAAACUGGCGAAUGGGUAGUGUCAGUGACAUAGAAAGAAUGAGGAAGAGAAUAGGAUAUGGGGAAU
Molecule: messenger RNA, 3217 nt
Organism: Habropoda laboriosa
Lineage: Eukaryota; Metazoa; Arthropoda; Insecta; Hymenoptera; Apidae
Biological process (GO): protein deubiquitination
Molecular function (GO): cysteine-type deubiquitinase activity
Source: RefSeq, a predicted model, not a curated record